AUGGCGUGGAACAUGACCUGGAAGAACACCACCCACUUGUGGCUAGCCGAGGACAUCCUCAUCCAGAAGAUCGGCACGGUCCUCUACACUUACAUCCUGCCAGUGAUCGUGGGGAGCGGCUUCAUAGGAAACAGCCUCUCCAUAUGGGUCUUCUUCAGGAAGUCGCUGCGCAAGCUUUCGUCCAGCGUGUACGUGCUGGCCGUGCUGGUGUCCGACACGGGCUUCCUGGUCAGUCUGCUGUUCGUGUGGCUCGAGGUGCUCGGUUACUACCUAAACCACGCGCAGGGCGUGUGCCAGGUGCUCGUCUACCUCACCUACGUCUGCAGCUUCCUCUCUGUCUGGUACAUGGUGUGCGUCACCGUGGAGAACUUCAUCACCAUCUGCCACCCGACGCACGUGCAGAUCAUGUGCACGCGCGCGCGCGCCACCACCGUGGUCAUCGUGCUGGCGCUGGCGGCCCUCAUCAUGUACAGCCUGUCGGUGAUGAUCACGAAGGUGAGACAAAGUCCGGGAAGCCCCCGCGCUCUGUGCGAAAAGAACCUCGAGUACCAGACGCUGACGUCGAUCUUCACGUACGUCGACUCGAUCAUCACCCUCCUCAUCCCGCUGUCCGGGAUCGCCAUCAUGCUCACCGCCAUGGUCCUCUCAACCGCCAACUCCUUCCGCUGGAGGACUGAGAGCAGCCCCAACAGGGAACUCAUGGGCAGACGGCUGUCUGCUGCUAAUCCUCAAGUUCGAGUGGCCAAAAUGCUGUUCGCUUUGUCGGUGUCGUUCUUGGUGAUGAACUCGCCCAUACACGUGGUCAGGUUGUACUAUUUGCUGCGGUCCAACUCGCCCACCAUCGCGGAUCUGUCAUACGGGGAGGGACUCAUGCACCUGGUACUCUUGUUCGUUUCAUAUUCCAACUGUUCCAUUAAAGUGUUUCUGUUUCUCAUUUUCAGUAGAAACUUUAGAAAGACUUUACGCAAUCUGUGUAAGGGUCUGAUCGGCUGUGUUUUCAAGUGCAACAAGUAUAAACUUAACGAAAGAACCUUUGUGUGA
Gigantopelta aegis is the source of this 1041-nucleotide messenger RNA. Its product is annotated as neuropeptides capa receptor-like. Gene Ontology annotation, biological process: G protein-coupled receptor signaling pathway. Gene Ontology annotation, cellular component: plasma membrane. NCBI's taxonomy places the organism in Eukaryota, Metazoa, Mollusca, Gastropoda, Neomphalida, Peltospiridae. Gene Ontology annotation, molecular function: G protein-coupled receptor activity. The record is from RefSeq and is a predicted model, not a curated record. The transcript has a single exon. Bases 1 to 1041 code for a protein of 346 amino acids.